UACGUGACGACCACGACCUGCUAUAUAAACUUUUGACGCUGCGCCGUGCUCCCUAACGGACUGCAGAAAUUAGGCGUCUUUUCUUUCCUCUAAUCACCACCACCACCAUAUAAACUUCGUGGUGACGACCUUUUUUAUGGCUGGCCGGGUUGACAAACUUUCCGGGCUGAGGCAAACUGGAAAAUGAACAGUGCAGUUCUGCAGCAACAUUUCAACGCGCCGUCUUUUCGCACAUGGCGGCUGUUGCGUUGAUCAAUGCUUCGACGAUCGCGAAGUAUGUGAUGAGCCUCCGCUCGUAGGAUUUACUGUUCCUGUGUCCUUUCACAAGGUGUUGUUUACUCAAACUACCCUUCGUAUCUGAGAGAAUCUGUCAAGAUGCCGGGUGGCAAACGAAAGAAGUUCAUCGACAAAAAGAACGCCGUUACCUUUCAACUGGUCCAUCGGAGCCAGAAGGAUCCCCUCCAGGCGGACGAAACAGCUCCCAAGCAUGUCCUGCUUGAAAAACGGACCGGGCGACCCUUCACGGGAGACGACAGGCCGGGCCACGUCCCAGUUUCUGACGAGAAGAGGAAAGAAGAACAGCGUAAAUACGGUAUAUACUUUGACGACGACUACAACUACCUGCGACACCUCAAGGACGUCAACACUGUGGCAGACUGGGAGCCGGUCAUCCAUAGGGUGCGCAUCCCGGCUGGACAGAGCGGUGACGAAAAGGCCAAGAAGGAGAUCAGACUACCUUCAUCAGUCUUUCAAUCAACCAUUGAAGAGAAGGAAGGUCUAUUGAACAAAGCAGUGCCCCAAGUUGGACCAAGGCCAGACUGGGACCCAGACGUUGUGGCAGCCUUGGAUGACGAUUUUGAUUUUGAAGAUGAUGAAAAUAUCCUGGAAGAUGAUUUCAUACAGCUUGCCGAAGGACCCGUAGAUGCUACCGACGUUGAUGGCGAAGAGAGUGACAGUUGUGAUGACGAGGACGAUGAUUUUGAAACAGAUGAAGGCAGUGAAGAGCGCUUCUCUUUCGCUGAAGAAGAGACACGGUCAAGGUUUACGAGCUACUCAAUGUCUUCGUCCGUGAUACGAAGAACCGAAGGCCUCAAGACUCUCGACGAACGAUUUGAAGAGAUGUUCAAGCAGUACGACGACCUGGAAGUUGGAGCUCUGGACGGUGAGGAGAUAGAAGGAUACGUACAACCCGACAGCGAGAUAAUGAAGGCUCUAGUGGAGGACUUCCAACUAAUGAAACAACUUCCGACGCUCAAAGAGGUAACUUUAGAUAAAGGGAGUGCUAGGAGUGCUGUGACCAUGGCUGCCAUCGAAGAGGAAGAUGAUGAAAUGGUGGACUUGCAAAUCGACACCGCCGCACCCAAGGAACGCUGGGACUGCGAGUCUAUCAUAAGUACCUAUUCGAACCUCUACAAUCACCCGAAACUCAUCACAGAGCCAAAAAAGGAAAAAGUAAAGGUGUCGGCCAGAACGGGCAUUCCCAUUAUAGAAAAGGGUGGCUUGAGCCGUCAGGGGCUCAGGCAGUUGGACCGCAAAUUUGAAGGUGAUUCGGAUGAAGAAACGCGGUCGCGAAUGUCGGUGGCAUCUAGCAUCCGCCCGAAGGAUGAGACGCCGGAACAGCGCAAGGAGCGAAAGGCCGCCGUGCGUGCUAUGCGACGCGAACGCAGGGCCGAAAAGAAGGCCAACUCGGAAGCCUUCAAGGCCGAAAAGUUGAGACAGGAGAAGGCAAUGGCCAACGUUCGCCAGAACCUCAAUUCUAUGCGGCUUUAUUAAACUGUCAAAUAGAGACCUAUAAUUUUUGUACAGAAAAAAGCAGCUUUGCUCAUGUGCAAGUCUCGUAAUAAAACUCCUUUUUUUUCAGCCUCUGCA
Rhipicephalus microplus (southern cattle tick) is the source of this 1869-nucleotide messenger RNA. RefSeq names its product LTV1 ribosome biogenesis factor. Lineage: Eukaryota; Metazoa; Arthropoda; Arachnida; Ixodida; Ixodidae. Gene Ontology annotation, biological process: ribosomal small subunit export from nucleus; ribosomal small subunit biogenesis. Gene Ontology annotation, cellular component: nucleus; cytosol; preribosome, small subunit precursor. The record is from RefSeq and is a predicted model, not a curated record.